CAUCCAAUUUAUGUUACAGAUCUGUCCAAACUUCACCAAAUUACGUUUCUCUCAUUCGCCUUGUAUCCACGUUCGUUGUUAGUUAUGGCCAAUGUUAUGUUAACCACCUUUCGGAAUAAUCCAUCAUUGUUUACAUUUCUCAAACCUUUCAUUGUGUCUUCGAGGGAUGCCUCUAAAAAGACAGGUGGUUCAACGAGAAAUCAAAAAGGUCACGCAAGGCCAAAGCACAGAGGAUGGCGAGUCCAAGACGGCCGCUCUGUCACAGCUGGUACCAUCCUGGCAACGCAAUUACAUUUACGAUUUCAUCCUGGUUUGAAUGUUGGAUUUGGACGAGACGGUACAUUAUUUGCUAUAGAAGCUGGGAAAGUGAUGGUUACAUGCGAGAAGAUAGACCCAAACUUGGAACACACCUGGAUCAGUAAAAAUUACGAAGGCCGACUCAAUCAGACUAUUCACAAGAAACACUUCAACGUAAUCGCUGAACCUCAGCACAAUAUAUUUAAACUGAUUGAUAGUGUAUAGGUCAUAGAGAUGGAUCUUGAGCCAUAAAAUUUCUCAUUUGUUGAUUUCUUCAAAUAAAAUAUAGGUGUAGUUA
This is a messenger RNA of Athalia rosae (coleseed sawfly), 595 nucleotides long. It is a transcript of the gene mRpL27, whose product is annotated as 50S ribosomal protein L27. Bases 85 to 522 code for a protein of 145 amino acids. Gene Ontology annotation, molecular function: structural constituent of ribosome. The record is from RefSeq and is a predicted model, not a curated record. The transcript is spliced from 3 exons. Lineage: Eukaryota; Metazoa; Arthropoda; Insecta; Hymenoptera; Athaliidae. Gene Ontology annotation, biological process: translation. Gene Ontology annotation, cellular component: mitochondrial large ribosomal subunit; ribosome.